Messenger RNA from Micropterus salmoides (largemouth bass), 1474 nucleotides. Its product is annotated as alpha-N-acetylgalactosaminidase-like. The transcript is spliced from 9 exons. Gene Ontology annotation, cellular component: cytoplasm. Gene Ontology annotation, biological process: oligosaccharide metabolic process; glycoside catabolic process; glycosylceramide catabolic process. Bases 161 to 1474 code for a protein of 437 amino acids. Gene Ontology annotation, molecular function: alpha-galactosidase activity. Lineage: Eukaryota; Metazoa; Chordata; Actinopteri; Centrarchiformes; Centrarchidae. The record is from RefSeq and is a predicted model, not a curated record.
AGCAGUCACAUGGCUCAGUUCACCUUACCAGGAAGAGAUAGACGUUGCAGCUCAGGGGAAAUCCAGGAAGAAAAAAAGGCAGUCAUGUUCCUUCAAAAACAACACUGCCCUUGAUAGUUUCGAUCAGCUGUGUGCAAGCUGAAGCUUCAGGUGAACAGACAUGGAGUCCUUGGCAGUAACUGCACUCCUAGCCCUGAUCUCACUGACUGCAGCCCUAGACAACGGAUUGCUGAAGACUCCUCCUAUGGGAUGGAUGGCCUGGGAACGCUUUCGCUGUGAUAUUGACUGUAAAGAUGACCCAGAAAAUUGCAUCAGCGAGGAUCUCUUUAAACGCAUGGCUGAGCGGCUGGCUGAGGACGGCUGGAAGGAGCUGGGGUAUGAGUAUGUAAUCAUAGACGACUGCUGGAUGUCCUUGCUGAGAGAUGAACAAGGGAGGCUGCAGCCUGAACCCUCCAGGUUCCCGGGGGGAAUUGCACAACUGGCGAGGUAUAUCCAUGACCGUGGACUGAAGCUGGGAAUCUAUGCAGACAUGGGCACUUACACAUGUAUGGGAUUCCCUGGCACCACACUGGAAAAAAUCGAGAUUGAUGCCCAGACUUUUGCUAGCUGGGGGAUAGACUAUCUCAAGUUUGACGGCUGUUACUCAAAUCCUGUAGAACAAUUACUGGGUUACAAUAUGAUGUCCAAGGCUUUGAUUGCUACAGGCAGACCUAUAGCCUACUCCUGUAGUUGGCCUGUCUAUGUGGGAGGACUCCCCCCUAAUGUGAACUAUACGCUGCUGGGGGAUAUUUGUCACCUGUGGAGGAAUUACUAUGAUAUCCAGGACUCAUGGGACAGUGUGCAAGACAUCAUCAACUGGUUCUCCAACAACCAGGAUGAUCUGCAGCCAGCUGCGGGGCCUGGGCGAUGGAAUGACCCAGACAUGCUCAUCAUUGGAAACUUUGGUCUCAGUGUGGAGCAGGCUCGCUCUCAGAUGGCCCUGUGGGCUAUAAUGGCCGCACCUCUCAUCAUGUCAAAUGACCUUCGAAACCUAGACAACAGUGCAAGGGCCAUCCUGCAAAACAGAGUUGCCAUUGCCAUCAACCAGGACCCCAUGGGUAUCCAGGGAAGACGGCUGUUGCAGGAGAAGAGUCAUAUUGAGGUUUACUGGAGGCCUCUGUCUCAUUCAGCCAGCACCCUUGUGUUCCUGAGUCGAAGGACAGACAUGCCCUACCUCUACCACACCUCUCUGGCUAAACUCAACUAUGAAGCUGGCAACUAUGAGGCCUACGAUGUGUUUACUGGCUCGACAGUGACUGGGUUGAAUGCCAACACAGAGUUUACUCUCUCCAUCAAUCCCUCAGGUGUUGUCAUGUGGUACAUCUACCCAGAACAACAGUCCAAAGAUACUGAGACCCUGUACUACCACCAGCACAAGACAGCCUCACAAUUUACAUUCCACAGAGCUAAGCCUGGACAUCAUACUGUGCUGUAA